CAGCUCCACAUGUACACGCGUUUAGGGAUGGAAUAACAAAAGGGUGAAAUAACAAAAGUUAUUAGGUGUGAUAUAAGGCUGCGACAUUCAUUGGUGAUCAUUCAUAUCGAAAAGCUCAUACCCAGCAAGUGCCUUCAGUUCACUCGUUUGCCUUACAGGGAUCCAAAAUUCAGAAAAUGACCGGUUAUCUUGGUGUCCUACUGAUUGCAGUCAUUUUGACAGGCAGUGUUCUGAGGGAAACUCAAGCAGAUUGCUGUUAUUCGAUACCGCGAGAAGGGUUCUGUUAUGAUUGCACAAGAAAAACCCCAUACUGUGGGUACGGGAAAUGUAAUAUAUUCGGCUGUGCUUGCGACGGUGGAUGUCGAAAGAACUGCGGUUAUAAAAUGAGCAGUUACAGCAAGAUCAUCAAUAACGGCACUGUUGGGUGGCUUGCUAAAUGUGACUGCACUAAUAAAAGAUCCGUGGAAGAUGCUCACAGAAAUAAAGAUGUUGAUGCAGACAGAUAUGGUAAGGAACCACAGGGUUAAUUGAUAUUGAGACAAUAUGAAAGGUCUGACAAAGAAGAGGACUGGAUUGAAAUUUGUUUCCGGUUUUAAGAUUGAUAGUGAAAUGAGAGAAACGCCCAUUCUUUAA
Molecule: messenger RNA, 633 nt
Organism: Lingula anatina
Lineage: Eukaryota; Metazoa; Brachiopoda; Lingulata; Lingulida; Lingulidae
Source: RefSeq, a predicted model, not a curated record